AUGUCAUGUGGUGAAGAAGCCAUUUUGGUCAUUUUGGUUGGCUUGAGAAAGAAGGUGAGAUCCAGAGACUGGGCAUUGGCGUCUGUUUAUAAGUCAACGAUCCACAACUGGUGGAUCCGGGAAUGCCUGCGAUGGACACGGCUAGUGGUUCGUUGGUCGCUCGCACAAUCUCCAGAAAUGGAGAUCACCGAAGGCAACCAAGAAGACCGUGCCCAUACAGGAACCACUCUUGGGGAUAUUGACGUCAAGGUUACUGGUAUACGUGCUGAUUUUGUCGCUUGCGGACAUACCGGCUACGGUGGAAUCAAGAUGUUUGAUGAAGAAGAAGCUGAAAGAGAGAGGAUCAGCUUUUUACUUUGUCGGAUCUUUCAUGGUCUACAGCCGAAUUUUGGCAUUGUAGAGCGAGAGGGGUACAAAGUCCUUGAUUGGCACUUAGAUGAGCCUCUCGGGGAAUUUGGCUAG
Messenger RNA from Fusarium redolens, 462 nucleotides. RefSeq lists its product as uncharacterized. The record is from RefSeq and is a predicted model, not a curated record. The transcript has a single exon. NCBI's taxonomy places the organism in Eukaryota, Fungi, Ascomycota, Sordariomycetes, Hypocreales, Nectriaceae. The coding region runs from base 1 to 462 and encodes 153 amino acids.